Molecule: messenger RNA, 453 nt
Organism: Zootermopsis nevadensis
Lineage: Eukaryota; Metazoa; Arthropoda; Insecta; Blattodea; Termopsidae
Source: RefSeq, a predicted model, not a curated record
AUGACCUUCAACCGCAUAAGCAGGCUGCUGGCCAGGCACAACAUCAAGUCUGUUGGUCUUCCGCCAAAGAAAAUUCCCAGUUUUCUCCGGCUGGUCAAGGACGACCUAGGACUGAAGAUGCCUGGCGUAUACAGCAUUCCUUGUGAGUGCGGUAAAGUCUACAUCGGUCAGACGGGCCGUUCCGUUGAGGCCAGGAUCAGGGAGCAUGAGCACCACAUCUGGAUCGGGCAGCCUGAAAAAUCUGCGGUUGCUGAACAUCACUUCAACAUGGAACACUGCAUACAGCUCGGGGACACUUCUAUCCUCUCCUCAAAAACUGGCUACAUGGAUCGGAUAAUCAGGGAAGCCAUCAAGAUCAAAUUACAUCCCGAUAACUUCAACAGGGAGGAUGGGCUUUACCUGAGCCGGUCCUGGAAGCCUCUUAUUCACACUCUUCAAGGACUCCGAGAGUGA